This is a messenger RNA of Prosopis cineraria, 1017 nucleotides long. RefSeq names its product cytochrome P450 77A4-like. NCBI's taxonomy places the organism in Eukaryota, Viridiplantae, Streptophyta, Magnoliopsida, Fabales, Fabaceae. Gene Ontology annotation, molecular function: oxidoreductase activity, acting on paired donors, with incorporation or reduction of molecular oxygen; monooxygenase activity; iron ion binding. The annotation marks the transcript as partial. The transcript has a single exon. The record is from RefSeq and is a predicted model, not a curated record.
CCUUUCUGCCUGUCAAGUGUUAACACUUUGCAUUCGUCUUUUCAUCAACCAUCGCCGGUGAGGCAACUCUCUGUCUUUCCAAAAAUGAUGGAGCUCAUAGACAUUCUUCUGAUCCUCUCAGCUUUCCUCUUCCUCCGUUACUGGUGGCGCAGCUGGUCCACCACCGGAGGCGGCCCCAAAAACCUCCCCCCAGGACCACCCGGCUGGCCUCUCGUCGGAAACCUCUUCCAAGUCAUCCUUCAACGCCGUCACUUCAUCUACGUUGUACGCGAUUUGCGGAAAAAGUAUGGUCCAAUCUUCACCAUGCAAAUGGGCCAACGUACGUUGAUCAUCGUCACCAGUGCCGACCUGAUCCACGAAGCUCUCAUUCAGCGAGGCCCUCUCUUCGCGAGUCGACCAGCUGACUCGCCGAUCAGGCUCAUCUUCAGCAUGGGGAAAUGCGCCAUCAACUCUGCCGAGUACGGUCCUCUGUGGAGGACGCUUCGGCGGAACAUGGUGUCGGAGAUGAUAACGCCGUUGAGGAUCAAGCAAUGUUCGUGGAUAAGAAAAUGGGCGGUGGAGGCUCACAUGAGAAGGAUCGAAGCUGAAGCCCAUGAAAAUGGCUUCGUCGAGGUCUUGAGCAACUGUAGACUAACGAUUUGUAGUAUCCUCAUAUGUCUCUGUUUUGGAGCCAAAAUCACUGAGAACCGAAUCAGAAGAAUAGAAAGCAUUUUGAAAGACGUCAUGAUCAUCACCCUUCCAAAGCUUCCAGAUUUCUUGCCCGUUCUAACUCCAUUAUUUCGUCGCGAAGUGAAAGAAGCGAAAAAGUUGCGAAAAACGCAAGUGGAUCUUAUCGCGCCCCUGAUAAGAAGCAGAAAAGCUUACGUGCAGAGCAACGGGGAGAUUAACGAGAAUUCCGAAAUGGUGAGUCCGAUCGGUGCUGCUUACGUGGACUCUUUAUUCGGGUUGGAUGUUCCAAGCAGAGGCAGGCUCGGGGAGGAGGAGUUGGUAACAUUAGUAUCGGAGGUUAUCAGCGCC